This is a messenger RNA of Caenorhabditis sp. 36 PRJEB53466, 1292 nucleotides long. Lineage: Eukaryota; Metazoa; Nematoda; Chromadorea; Rhabditida; Rhabditidae. The record is from the annotation of a GenBank genome assembly.
AUGGAUGUUCCCAAUGAUGGCCAACCAGAAUUGAGGAAAAUUUUUUACGAAACGAUUGUGAAAGAACCAAUUGAAAUUUACGGAAUGUACCUGACUGAUGUCGUGGAAGCUCCCACGAGUCUCCAAGCGGCAGCAUAUAAAAUAUGUAACGAGGAGAACAAAGUGUGCUCCGUUACACAGCCCCAAUCCGACAAUUGCUCUUUCAGGAGUUCUUUCUGGCGGUGGGUGCUUCGUUGACGAAAGAGGCGAGUUAUAUGUUCAACGCCGCCAACAGCCACGAAGACCGUUUCGAGCGAUUUUUUAUAAAAGAGGGCACAGACACUUUGAUCUAUUAUUACGAUGAAAACCGUAAUCGGAUGUGCUAUCGUCUGGAGAACACUGAUUAUCGCGAUGCGGGCGCCAGCUUCGCGAACUACCUGCUUACACAGUGUGACUAUCAAAUCAAGGAGCUCAAGCUCGAAAUGGUGAGUUGAGCGGCUGUUCUCAGAUAUCAUAAAGUUCGUCCAUUCAGUUGGAAAACCCGAUUCAAUUUUGUCUGGGAAGAACCCUUCCCGUCUGCAGAAAAUUCGAGACUACUGAUUCACGAGAGACACUUUUGAAGUGGUGGUUGCCGAAGUUCCCGGAGCAAAUGGAAUUUGUGAACUUUGACGAUGGCGUCAUAGACGGAAUUGACGAAAUCGUCGGCACUGAGAUCAUCAACCUUCCACAAAUUAUGAAUGCCGAGUAUCUGCGACUCGAGAAAAAGAAUGAGUUCGGAGAUGAACAACUUCUGGCUUGCCGCAUCAAAGAUCUCUCCCUCGACUGGGGAAGAGUCACCGAAAGCGGGAUCAACACCUUUUUGACAGUAGGACAAGAAAAGAAGACACCGACAAGAAAACACUUUUCCUUAUUUGCAGAAAUGGGUGUACGGAGACGGUGUCGAAGGUUUCAAACACGCAAGUUUUGGUUAUCCAUCAGAAGAAAUGUGGCAUCUUUUUGAUGGUUUAGAAAUUAAAUUAUGGAAUGAGGAGUUCAACACAGAGACGUAAGCUCAAAGUUCAGAACGUCAACAAUUCAUAAAGCGUUGCAGGGACGGAUUCUGCGAGAGGUUCCUGAAUUUCUACAAGCGUAAGCGUCCGCUUGCCUACAAUGACUUCUAUCAGCUGCUGAGCAAAAACGAUCCUUUCGAGAGUCUCACAGUCGCAUUGAACGAUUCAUUCAUCGUCGUGAGUGCGACCGGCAAGCGAGUGGAGACCGAAGACGGAGUGCUCACGCGCUACAGUAUUCCCGACAAUCCCUACUUCUACAACUAG